Molecule: messenger RNA, 3533 nt
Organism: Panicum hallii
Lineage: Eukaryota; Viridiplantae; Streptophyta; Magnoliopsida; Poales; Poaceae
Product: probable cellulose synthase A catalytic subunit 8 [UDP-forming]
Exons: 14
Coding region: 1-3246 (1081 amino acids)
Biological process (GO): cellulose biosynthetic process; plant-type primary cell wall biogenesis
Cellular component (GO): trans-Golgi network; plasma membrane
Molecular function (GO): cellulose synthase (UDP-forming) activity
Source: RefSeq, a predicted model, not a curated record
AUGGAGGGCGACGCGGAGGCCGUGAAGUCGGGGAGGCGCGGCGGCGGGCAGGUGUGCCAGAUCUGCGGCGACGGCGUGGGCACCACCGCGGAGGGGGACGUUUUCGCCGCCUGCGACGUCUGCGGGUUCCCCGUCUGCCGCCCCUGCUACGAGUACGAGCGCAAGGACGGCACCCAGGCGUGCCCGCAGUGCAAGACCAAGUACAAGCGCCACAAGGGUAGCCCAGCGAUCCGUGGGGAGGAAGGCGAUGAUACCGAUGCCGAUGAUGCCAGUGACUUCAACUACCCUGCAUCUGGCAAUGAUGACCAGAAGCAGAAGAUUGCUGACAGGAUGCGCAGCUGGCGCAUGAAUGCUGGGGGCAGCGGGGAUGUUGGCCGCCCCAAGUAUGACAGUGGCGAGAUCGGGCUCUCCAAGUAUGAUAGUGGUGAGAUCCCUCGAGGAUACAUCCCGUCGGUGACAAACAGCCAGAUCUCAGGAGAAAUUCCUGGAGCUUCCCCUGAUCAUCAUAUGAUGUCCCCUACUGGGAACAUUGGCAAGCGCGCUCCGUUUCCCUAUGUGAAUCAUUCAUCAAAUCCGUCGCGGGAGUUCUCUGGUAGCAUUGGAAAUGUUGCCUGGAAAGAGAGAGUUGAUGGCUGGAAAAUGAAACAGGAUAAAGGAACAAUUCCCAUGACUAAUGGCACCAGCAUUGCUCCCUCUGAGGGGCGGGGUGUUGGUGACAUUGAUGCAUCUACAGAUUACAACAUGGAAGAUGCCUUACUGAAUGAUGAAACUCGACAGCCUCUAUCCAGAAAAGUGCCGAUUCCUUCCUCCAGGAUCAAUCCUUACAGAAUGGUCAUUGUGCUGCGAUUGGUUGUUCUAAGCAUCUUCCUGCACUAUCGUAUCACAAAUCCUGUGCGCAAUGCAUACCCGUUAUGGCUUCUAUCUGUUAUAUGUGAGAUUUGGUUUGCUCUUUCCUGGAUAUUGGAUCAGUUCCCAAAGUGGUUUCCAAUCAACCGUGAGACUUACCUUGAUAGAUUGGCAUUAAGGUAUGACCGUGAAGGUGAGCCAUCUCAGUUGGCUGCUGUUGACAUCUUUGUCAGUACAGUCGACCCAAUGAAGGAGCCGCCUCUUGUCACUGCCAAUACUGUUCUAUCAAUUCUUGCUGUGGAUUACCCUGUCGAUAAGGUCUCUUGCUAUGUAUCUGAUGAUGGAGCUGCAAUGCUGACAUUUGAUGCACUAGCUGAGACUUCAGAAUUUGCUAGAAAAUGGGUACCAUUUGUUAAGAAGUACAACAUUGAGCCUAGAGCUCCUGAAUGGUACUUCUGCCAGAAAAUUGAUUACUUGAAGGACAAAGUCCACCCUUCAUUUGUUAAAGACCGCCGUGCCAUGAAGAGAGAAUAUGAAGAAUUUAAAGUUAGGAUAAAUGGCCUUGUUGCUAAGGCACAGAAAGUUCCUGAGGAAGGAUGGAUCAUGCAAGAUGGCACACCAUGGCCAGGAAACAAUACCAGGGACCAUCCUGGAAUGAUUCAGGUUUUCCUUGGUCACAGUGGUGGCCUUGAUACUGAGGGCAAUGAGCUUCCCCGUUUGGUCUAUGUUUCUCGUGAGAAGCGUCCUGGAUUCCAGCAUCACAAGAAAGCCGGUGCCAUGAAUGCUCUUGUUCGUGUGUCAGCUGUGCUUACCAAUGGACAAUACAUGUUGAAUCUUGAUUGUGAUCACUACAUCAACAACAGCAAGGCUCUCAGGGAAGCUAUGUGCUUCCUUAUGGAUCCUAACCUAGGAAGGAGUGUCUGCUAUGUUCAGUUUCCACAAAGGUUCGAUGGUAUUGAUAGGAAUGAUCGAUAUGCCAACAGGAACACCGUGUUUUUCGAUAUUAACUUGAGGGGUCUUGAUGGCAUUCAAGGACCAGUUUAUGUGGGAACUGGUUGUGUUUUCAAUAGAACAGCUCUAUAUGGUUAUGAGCCCCCAAUUAAGCAAAAGAAGAAGGGUGGUUUCUUGUCAUCACUAUGUGGUGGCAGGAAGAGGGCAAGCAAAUCCAAGAAGAAGGGCUCAGACAAGAAAAAGUCACAGAAGCAUGUGGACAGUUCCGUGCCAGUAUUCAAUCUUGAAGAUAUAGAGGAGGGAGUUGAAGGUGCUGGAUUUGAUGAUGAGAAAUCACUUCUUAUGUCUCAAAUGAGCUUGGAGAAGAGAUUUGGACAAUCCGCAGCUUUUGUUGCCUCCACUCUGAUGGAAUAUGGUGGUGUUCCUCAGUCUGCAACUCCAGAAUCUCUUCUGAAAGAAGCUAUUCAUGUCAUAAGUUGUGGCUAUGAGGACAAGACUGAAUGGGGAACUGAGAUUGGGUGGAUCUAUGGUUCUGUGACAGAAGAUAUUCUUACUGGAUUCAAGAUGCAUGCACGAGGCUGGCGGUCAAUUUACUGCAUGCCUAAGCGGCCAGCUUUCAAGGGAUCUGCUCCCAUCAAUCUUUCAGAUCGUCUGAACCAAGUGCUCCGGUGGGCUCUUGGUUCUGUGGAAAUUCUUUUCAGCCGGCAUUGCCCCUUAUGGUAUGGCUAUGGAGGACGCCUUAAGUUCUUGGAGAGAUUUGCUUACAUCAACACUACCAUUUACCCACUCACGUCUAUCCCACUUCUCGUAUACUGUGUUCUGCCUGCCAUCUGUUUGCUCACUGGGAAGUUCAUCAUCCCAGAGAUUAGCAACUUUGCUAGUAUUUGGUUCAUCUCUCUCUUUCUUUCAAUUUUCGCCACCGGUAUCCUCGAGAUGAGGUGGAGUGGUGUUGGCAUUGAUGAGUGGUGGAGGAAUGAACAAUUCUGGGUUAUUGGAGGUAUCUCUGCCCAUCUUUUCGCCGUCUUCCAGGGUCUUCUCAAGGUGCUUGCUGGCAUCGACACCAACUUUACUGUCACGUCAAAGGCCUCUGAUGAAGAUGGUGACUUUGCGGAGCUCUACAUGUUCAAGUGGACAACCCUUCUCAUCCCACCAACAACCAUCUUGAUCAUCAACCUGGUCGGUGUUGUUGCUGGUAUCUCCUACGCUAUCAACAGCGGUUACCAAUCAUGGGGGCCGCUCUUUGGCAAGCUCUUCUUCGCCUUCUGGGUGAUUGUUCACUUGUACCCAUUCCUGAAGGGUCUCAUGGGCAGGCAAAACCGCACCCCAACCAUCGUGGUUGUCUGGGCAAUUCUUCUUGCUUCGAUCUUCUCCUUGCUGUGGGUUCGCAUUGAUCCUUUCACCACCCGUGUCACUGGCCCAGAUACUCAAACAUGUGGCAUCAACUGCUAGGAACGUGGAAGAUUGUAGAAACAGAGAAAUACCACGAGCCGUGUUUUUGAGAAUACGAAAAUGCCACUGCCACCAAUUGUCUGUUAAGUUAUAAUGAGGUGGCGCUAUUUACAGCUACGUACAGACCAAGGGGAUAUUGUUUAUCAGAAAGUUACUUGUGUUGAUAUGCAUUCUUUUGUUCAUAAGUUAUACUACUUUGUGGAGAGUGGCUGACAGACGAGUUUUGUAAUGUUAUGAAGAACAAGAAAAUAAGAUAGUUUGCAUUCUUUUAAAUUUCGUCAAGUUUA